AGUCGCAAGAUGGCCGACGUCGCAUGAAAGUAUGGUCCUCUCCUCAACAUGAAGUCGUGAGUGAGACAGAUAGCGAGGGAGCUUACGUCGGGCGUUUGUUUUUGUUUUAUUUUAGUUGUUUUACUUUAUUUUUCCCUUAAUUAUUCAUCUCAUUCCGAAUCGUGGCUUCCCUCGAUUUGUCUCGACUAGUUGACGCGUCAAUCACGCCGGGAUCUUGGCUAACUGGCUAAUUGCGCGAGCUAGUUUGUUAGCCGCAAACUGUAGCUCUUAUAACUUCACCAGUACAAGAAAACCGUACUGUAACCAGUGUCAGUUAGGUACAGUUUUAAUAACAGCGAGCGUGUUGUAUAGCUACUGCGUAGUCAUUGUUUAAAUUGUAUUGGAUGGGGUGCAUAUAGGAUUUAUUUUGAUGUUAUCAACAUGGUCGACAUUAUAACUGUAGCGUGCGCGCCGUUAUCCUCCAUCGUUACAUUGUAGACAGUGGUUAUGGUUUUUACGGUGCAAUAUUGUAUUUAAUAAAAUCGGAUACGUCGUACUUUGAACUAUAACACUGGCACGUCACUGUACCACGUUAAGGAAUGGACACACAUUAUACCUACACGACCAAAUGUAAAAAAUAGCCACACAUAUCUGUAAUUUCACAGGGGUUUUGGCUGGCAUUUGCAUUUGUCGGGACAUUAACCGGACACACCACAUAGGACACAUUUCAGUUUUUAGUUAACCAACUACUACAGAACAAAACAAGCCACACACUUUGACUGAGUAAUCUUCUCAAUAUACGGUUCAGACUUCUCGCGUUUUUAGACAGUCGUGCAAAUAACACACGAUAUGGGGGUUCAAGGCUUUCAAGAGUAUUUGGAGAAACGUUGCCCCGGGGCGGCAGUUCCAGUAGACCUACUCAAGCUCGCACGAACAGCAGGCCGUCAGCCCCCACAUUAUCACCACCACCACCACCAUCCAAACUCGCUGCCUCCGCCUCCCCCGCCAGCUCGCAUUCUCGUUGACGCAGACUCUGGCCUUCAGCGGCUUUAUGGGGGCUACCAGACCGACUGGGUUUGUGGAGGCGAAUGGAACGCAAUGCUCGGCUAUCUGGCGGCGCUCUCCCAGGCCUGCUUGUAUCAGGGCGGACUGGAGCUGGUGGUGAUUUUUAACGGCACACUUGGGAAGGAUCGCUGGCCGGAGUGGGCGCGGCGGGCGCAGGGGCAGAGGCAAACAGCGCAGCUUAUCGUCAACCACGUCGGCAGCAAAGCCACGCCCCCUCCGCGGGCCUGGUUUCUGCCCCCUGCCUGCCUGAGCCACUGUGUCCGCCUCGCUAUGUUUCGAUUCCGCGUGCGGGUGGUACAGACCCUUGAGGACCAUCACCAGGAGGUGCUAUCCCUCUACAGAGACUACGGUUUUCAGGGUCUGAUCGCACAGGACUCCGAGUUUGCGCUAUGCAACGUCCCAGCCUAUUUCAGCUCACAUGCUCUCAAGCUCUCCUGGAAUGGCAAGAAUCUUACCACUCACCAGUACCUGCUGACAGAGGCUGCUCGCCAACUUGGCCUCAAGACCCAGCACCUGCCCAUCUUUGCUGCUCUACUCGGUAACCACAUUCUGCCAGAUGAAGACUUGGCUGCCUUUCAUUGGAGUCUUCUGGGGCCAGAACACCCUCUAGCCUCACUCAAGGUAAGGGCUCAUCAGUUAGUUCUCCCACCCUGUGAGGUUGUCAUCAAGGCUGUAUCUGAGUAUGUGGCGUCUAUCAAAGAUCUUGGGAAUUUGGAUUUGGUGGCCAAGGAUGUUUUUAAGCAGUCACAGUCUCGAACUGAAGACAAAGUUGAAAGAUUUAAGAAGGCAGUGGAUUAUUUUUCAGUGGCCAGUAAACCAAGACCUCUUUCCAUGGGACCUUCUCCUUACCUCUUUCCAGGUUUUGGGCCUAGUCAGUUUAGUGGACCUCCAGGCCACAUGGGGGCAAUGCCGCCUGGCAAAGCUCAGUUUGGUCCACCCCAGGUGUCAGGUGUUAAGGUGCCUUAUCCAGGUGGGCUAUUUGGAUCCAGCCCUGCCAUUGGUCCUGCCCUUUUAUGCCAGAACCCCACACAGCCUCUACAGGACUGUAAUGAUUCACUAGUUGGGAAAAUGGGCUUUGCUGAUUGGUCUGCACCGUAUGAUUCCUCUCAAGGUGGCAACCGACAGCCCAAUCAUCACUCAGCUGCUCCAACAGGCCCAUCCCCUUCAUCGUCAUCAUCUUCAGAUGGGGAAGAGCAAAAUGACACCAGCUCUAAUCAUUUGGCUGACAAGUCUUUGAGAUGGGAAGAUCCCAGUGGACGGGGAGGCGGGGCCUCUGGGGACAGUCACCACGGUAUUGGAAGUGGCCCUGCUAUCCCGUCAUUGCUGUCCAUGCCAACACGGAGUCACAUGGACAUCACAACGCCACCCCUUCCACAGGUCAGUGCUGAGGUGCUGAGAGUGGCAGAACACAGACACAGAAGAGGACUCAUGUACCCACAGAUCUACCACAUCCUGACCAAGGGGGAGAUGAAGAUGCCCGUGUGUAUAGAGGAUGAGUGCAACCCAGACCUGCCACCUGCCUCGCUACUUUUCCGUUCUGCCCGCCAAUAUGCCUACGGGGUGCUGUUCAGCUUGGCUGAGACCCAGCGGAGGUUGGAGAGACUGGCCAUGCGCAGACGCAGUCCAGUUGACGUGCCCCCAGUGAUUGUAAAGGAGUGGUGUGCCAGUAAAGCUAAAUCUGCCCUGACUCCAGAGCUCGUCCCAGCCCUGUGUUUCCGUGAGUGGACAUGUCCCAACCUGAGGCGGUUGUGGCUGGGCAGAGCCUCAGAGGACCGUAGCCGCCGCACUAGAGCGUUCCUGGCAUGCAUGCGCUCAGACUGCCCUGCCCUUCUCAACCCGGCUUGUGUGCCGUCUCACCUGCUGCUCAUGUGCUGUGUGCUCAGGUAUAUGAUGCAGUGGCCGGGAGGCCGCAUUCUUCAGCGCCAUGAGCUUGAUGCCUUUUUGGCUCAAGCUGUGUCCAACCAGCUCUAUGAGCCCGACCAACUUCAGGAACUCAAGGUGGAGAAGGUGGAUAACCGUGGGGUACAGCUGGCCUCUCUGUUCAUGAGCGGUGUGGACACUGCCUUGUUUGUGAAUGAUGUAUGCGGACAGCCCCUGCCAUGGGACCACUGCUGCCCUUGGGGCUUCUUUGAUGGAAAGUUGUUCCAGAGCAAGCUAGCUAAAGCCACCAGAGACAGAGCCUCCUUACUUGACAUGUGUGAAGGCCAGGAGGAACUGGUUUCAAGGGUGGAGAAGAUGCGCCAGGCCAUUCUAGAAAGCAUCAACCUCUCCCGACCGCCUCCCCCUCCUCCACCACUGCCACCCCCUGCAUUCCUCCCCCCUGCCAUGGUGCCUCCUUUCCACCCCAUGCAUCAUCUGUACCCUCCUCGACCCCUGGGCUCCAUGCCACCACCAUAUCAUCACCCCCAGCACCGGCCCAGGGCCUUCCCAGGAAUCCAGUCUAUACCUCCCCAGGGUGGCAAGCUGGAAAUUGCUGGCAUGGUUGUUGGUCAGUGGGCUGGAAACAAGCCACUACGUGGCAGAGGGGGAUUUAAUAUGCAGGUGGUGUCAGUAGGAGGAAGAGGAAGGGGUAAAGAGCUAGCAUCAAGAGGAAGAGGAGGGAAGAAAAUGACCACAAACAAAACACAGACACUUUCGUCAUCACCUCCCUCCUCAAGCCCCCCAAAGCUCAGCGAGGAUCCAAAAGCGGUGGGGCGGCCUGCUGGACCCCAGGAGGGAACAGAGACUGUAUCGCAGCAGCUGAACGGCAGCUCUUCAGGAAGCGCCACUGGUCAAGACCUUGACCUGCCACCACUGGCCCAGCCAAUCCAGUGUGCCUUAGCCAGCAGAGACAACCAGUCAGAAGAUGACGUGGAGGUAGAGGCCCCUUGUUGCCUUGACGACUGCCCGUCAGAUGGUGCACUACAGAAAGAGGAGUAAUUACAUCCCAUAACCUAACGAGAGCGUGAAAGGGAAUGAUCUAAGGUUGACUGCCUUUUCCUUGCUAAAUUAAAUAUGUAGGGCACAGUAGCCACUUUGUGUUAUCAUGAUAUAAUGUAAGAUGCAACACAUGCUGGAAACAACAGGUGGACAGUGACAGGAAUUUGGUCCGUGUCACCUUACGAGGCGGUUCUGGUUUCAAACUUAGCAAGUUUAAAUCACAACCCUCGACUGCACAUCGCCCUGAAUCUUCAGAUUCUGGACCAUUUUUUUCCACUGGCCAAUCGGUGUUGUAGCAUAGUGAAAAGCUCUUUUAUUUCAGUGUCAUUUUAUUUUUUAGAGCCAUGGUAUAUUAGUGGUGUCGCUGAUAUAUCUAUGAUUGCCAAAUAUGGCUACGAAAGGCCCUUAUUGCCCAAAUUAUAUUUUAAAAUAUCUACUAAAAACACUGUUGCACCGUGUUAUACAGCACAGCAUCACCCUGCUCUAAAGUUUCUACCACACAGCAAAGAAUUACACUAUAACCCUUACUGCAGUGCACCACAGACAACACUGCCCUGAAUACAGUAGAAGAAUGGAAACUUAUGGAAAACACGGGUUGUUAUUUGUAUGUCACAGUGUGAAAUCACACACACAUGGUAGUCCCUUUUUUUUGCCAUUUCUGACAAAGUUGCCAUUGUCUUGCAGGCAGUGAAAGGUUUCUAAAGACGCGUUUCUUAGAGGCAUCUUUAAGUGAGAAUGAGGAAGAACAAUUUAACAUCUGAGACGUACAGGUUGCACUUAGCAUUGCGUUGCUCAACUCUUGAUUUAUUUCACAUAUAUUUGUGAUGAUCUUGUCGGCUUCUUGUGAGCCCACAUCCCCUUUAGGAAUAGUAAACACAGCACUUCAACUUGAUCCUAACUAAAGACCUAUAAAUAAAAUAUUUAAAGCACCUUAAGGUUAUGAUAUGCAAGCUCCUCUCAAUAAUGAGGAAGAAAUGCCCCUUAAAAUGGAUUGUAUUCUAACAUAGAGCACUUAAAAUAUUAUUUAUCAAAAGACAGUACUGCCCUAUAUAGUAGCUUGAUCUAUUUUACAGAGCUUUUGACAGUUUAACUGUCCAUAUGAGCUUUUACCUUGCGUGUUGUUUACCAGUAUGACGUAUAAAUUGGCACCAACCCAUCUGAGUGUGAGAAGUGAGUGUGUUGUACCUGCAUCUUGUUUAAAAAAUGAAAACACACUGGGUUGUCCUCGAACCAGGAUAAAGAAAAAUCGAGGCCUCUGCUAGAGUUAGGGAGGAAGCGAAACAGUGUGUUCAGAGUGAACCAUGAUACUGUUCGACAUCCCAGCUGAUUGUAUAUAGACCCAAAUGUACAUGAUCCUGUUAAUCAAUGAUGUGAUUUAGAAGAGUGAUUUUAUCAGUGGUCGAGAAUGCACACAGUCCCUCAGACAGUCCUUAAAAAUCUGCCGUUUGACACCUUCACUAUGCUUUCUUAUGAAACGUUUGAUUUCAAUUUGAGUUCUCUUCUCAGCGGUUCGGCUCUUCUGGCCCUCCUGUCGAUCACGUCUUCUCUCUGCCUUGUGCAUGUGUACCAUGUGGAUGUUUCGUGUGCAUGUGCAUUCUUCCACCAUCGCUAAAAUCGUCAAAUUCGGAAUAAUGAAAGUAAUUAUUACUGAACGGAACCGUAGGAUCACCUUCUAUUGUGACAGUCAUUUAAAAAAGUCAGUGCUUCUCCAGACCGUUUGUGACAACAAUCUCUCCGUCUCGUUCUUGUGACUAUCCUAUAAACUUAUAUUGUGACUGUCCUAACACAUUUCUGUGUUACAGAAGGAUAUUCUAAUGAAAUAGGCUUUUUAAAAUCAAAGCAGAUUGAAGCAUCCUGAAGGUUAAAGCCCCACUUGCUAUUAGAUUUACCAUUUUGCAUCAGAUGGUUUGGAAAGUUUUUAAACUUGCAUUUAAAGUUUGAAUUCAUGUUUCAGUCAUUUGUUGGAAUGAACUUUAAAUGAGUAGGAGUAACUAAUACACUUGAGAGGUUAUUACAUAUUGUCGUCAUAGUUUUAAAACUGUACAAUUGACAAUGUCAAGAUCACAUCACAGCUUACUAUGAAGUCAUAAGAUGCACCUUAUUUUGUUAAGAUUAGAAGUUAAUAAAUAUAAUUAUAUUUAGUGCCACUAAAAUAUAUUGAAAGCUCUUUAAAUCAGAUUAUGAAAGACCCAUUAUAGCUUAUGUCUUUAUGUAUAUUCUGCAAAUUUUCACUUUUGGAAACCUAGACAAUGCGCUUUCAAACCACAGAUCAUCAGAAAUAUUGCAUGGAGCGUGCAAUAUUGAAUUGCAUGAAUGUGUGACACAAAAUGAGUUUAAAAUUCAUAUUUCCAAAAGGACAGUGAGAUGUCGAUGUCAGAAUAUGUGGACAUACCGGACGGAUUUAGAAUAAUCUUGACGGUAAAACCACAGGUAGUGUUCUUGAACUUAAAUGGUACACCGUCACGCACAUUAGAACACCUUAAAUUUAGGUUGUCACCUAUUAUUACAAGUAUAGUACAAUAGUGCUAGUUUUCAAGAGAGGAUCUCCUGCAUGUAAUGGUGUUAAUCCACAUGCAUACAGAAACAUACCCAUUAAUGUUAACACAUUAAAGUUUCAAGAUAGAUUCUUUAAAAAAACAUUCAGUCCUCUACUGUCUGUGAUUUUAAAACAGUUUCAGUUUUUUCAGUGUGUUUAUUGUCAUUAUCAAUAGCUCCUUCACAUUUAGUUUUAAGUAUAAUCCAAUAAACAGCAUAAACCGAAAUAUACAGACACACCAAAUAAGAUAUAAUCUCUCUCUCUCUCUCCUGCACAAUAUCUCUGUUAUUUCUGUAGGGAGACAUCAGUUAGUUUUGAGGGAGUAUCUAUAGUAUACUCAGAUUAUGUAUUGUCCAGAGUGUUAAUUUUUUGUCUUGAAUUAUUUGGAUACUUAAUUUGUCGGUCGCUUGGUUCCAAAGUUACCCUCUUCAAAGUUUCAUUGCUUUAUUCUAGAUUGCUGCUUAAACUGUCAUUCAUUCGUCAUUUAUAAAGAAUCUUCUGUAAGAGUAAAAAUAAACCGGCAACAGAUAAAUGUGGGUAACAUUUAUGUUAAAUGAGAGAAAGAUCUGGAGAUCUUGUAAGGCUGUUUAGAGGGCCAUUGAUCUGCUUCCGAUGUUGGGCCCUGUCUUGAUACAUUUUUAUUUCCCAUUUUUAUCUCACUUUUCCACUGUUGUCCUGGACUACGGACAUUUAUUAAAUUGUAAUGUUGAAACAUUUCUGUAGUCUUGAUUUAGUAAUAUCUCCCUCUUCACACCUGACCUGUCUGUUUAUUCUUAUAUUCUUAUAUACUUUUGGUCUUGUUACCCCUGCAGCAGUUCCCCUUACCUCCUCAUCUGAACAGUGAGAGAUUUUAACUUGUAUAAUUAGUCUAAUAUUCUGUCUGUUAGUAAUCUUAGACAAGAGUUGGUAACAUUCUCAACAGUGAACCAAGAAAUGUACUUACCAUCUUUGGUAUCAUUCAGUUGUGAAAUUUUUACUUUUUAAUGUUAUUACAACUGCUACUCCUUUGACCGUUGCUACAUUUAGUAUUAAAAUUUGCUUAGCAGAACUAGAUAUUUUUUAACUGUAAUGAUUGCGAUUUUCCUCACCUGUAUUUUGUAUGGUAUUGUUUCAAGCCACUUCACCAUUAUGAUGUAAUUUUCACUACUUCACCGCUGCGUUUUUUCCAUACUUAUUUGAAAUUCGAAUGCCAAGUAAUUUUAAGCAAAUGUUUCUCUGUUUUCCUGUACAGUCUACAUUUGUUUGUGCAACUGAUUAAUUUUGUGGUGAAGUAAAUUUUUGGAACCAUUUCCAAUUCAAUCUCUCUGUUGAUCUCGCAUACAUAAUAUGCAUUUACGCGCUUUCAGUAAAGUGAUUUUUUAAAUUACAUAUAAUGUCCGUCAUUGGAUAAAAUUAAAGAAAAUGUGAUGUUCACAUCAUCUUGGUGAAUUGCUGCUAAAUCUUGUAUUGUCCAGUUUCACUGCUAAAUUGAAGUUUUGUUUUGUCCUCUCAAGCUUGGACACAGCUUUUGAUAUUGAUUAACCCUAGAACACUUCAUUAACUCCCAUGUACAUGUAUUGUCUCUCUGAAAUAUGUAGCUUCAAUGGUAGUCAUCGAUAGGUUAAGUGUGAACACAUACUGUAACCAUAUACACAAACGCUAUUUGGUAAAGAGUCUUGCCUGUGCAUUCCUGUAGAUUUGUGUCUGGACCUCAGAUCUGACUCUUGCUUUAUAACUGUUACCCCGUAUCCUGGCUGUGUAACCCUUCACUCCACAGGACCACAUGUGUGCUCUUAAAUGAUGCUGACCGGUUUCAAUCCUAGUCUGAGAACAGCAAUGUGUUGUGUACAGUGGCCCAGUGACAUCCUACACUUCGAAUAUCUUUUUAUUUUCUCUGGUUCCCCACUGCUCUGUAGCAUGUGGCCUCCCUUAGCCCUACGACAGUCAAGUCACCCAGUCCAUUUGUAGGCAACACAUUCUGCCGUCUAUUCUUGGGAAAGUGAUCCGUUCAUCAACACCAAACGCAUUGAUGCAUGCAUCAAGAUCCCCGAAAAACUUGUGAAGUGAAGGGUAAAGUUCAUUAUUAUUAUUGCUGUUAUGGUUAUGAUCGUUAUUAACAAUUUCUCAUUUUUAGUAUAAAGAAAGCACCUGAUUGUUUGGAAAGAAAUUUUCUUUUUAAUUUGUCUUGCUGUUGUGGUCUGAUUUCACAAUGGAUUGGGGGAAAGCCAAAAGGCUCGAGAGAGAGAGUUAAAGUCGGCAGUCAUGUUUGUAUGGUUGGGAAAUGACUUCAGUGCUGAAAUAAAAUUUAUUCUUUUAGUAAAACA
This is a messenger RNA of Triplophysa dalaica, 8802 nucleotides long. It is a transcript of the gene fam120c, whose product is annotated as family with sequence similarity 120C. The record is from RefSeq and is a predicted model, not a curated record. NCBI's taxonomy places the organism in Eukaryota, Metazoa, Chordata, Actinopteri, Cypriniformes, Nemacheilidae. Gene Ontology annotation, cellular component: nucleus. Bases 829 to 3963 code for a protein of 1044 amino acids. The transcript is spliced from 16 exons.